Octopus bimaculoides (California two-spot octopus) is the source of this 10553-nucleotide messenger RNA. RefSeq names its product serine-rich adhesin for platelets. NCBI's taxonomy places the organism in Eukaryota, Metazoa, Mollusca, Cephalopoda, Octopoda, Octopodidae. The record is from RefSeq and is a predicted model, not a curated record.
UCAUUCAUGCUGAGAGUAACAAAUACACCGACGCUUCGACAGAUUUUUUACCCUUGUCUUUUGUUCCAGCGAAGUUAGCUGCUUCCAGCUUCCCUACCAUUAUGUUAACAUUUAAUUAUUCGUUUUUAAUUUUAACUUUCGGAUCUGUAAUUGAGUUUUUUUCCUUCUGAAAAUUUUAUUUAAUGUAUUAUUGAAGUUCAUGUUUUCUUUCUUUUCAUUACAUAUUUAAAGUGUUUUCAGUAUACGUUUCUAUUAAAAGCUAUUAAUAUUAUUAUUAUUAUUGCUAUUAGCAAAAGCGAUUAAUGCUGAGAAUUUAAAAUGAAUAUUGUUUCUUUUCUCUUUUUCAAACGUCAUGCAUUUAGGAGUAUAUCAUUAAUUAUGUACUACUUUGCUUUUAAGAUGUCUGGGUGUGAACUAAGGGAAAUUUGGCUGCUAUUGCUACCGUUUCGAGUGACUAGUUAGCAGGUUUUUUUAAUUUAUUUAUUCGUCAACAUUAACGUUGUUGUUUAGCUUUAGGUUAGUUCUUCUCGAGCAAAGCUUAUAAUCGAAGCCGUUCCAUCCGCGACUAUCUUGUAUUUUUGCAAAUCUGUGACUACAUUGUCCAGAGUGUUCUUCCUUGUUUUUUUUUUAAGACGGUGGGUGUGACUUGAGAGGCAUUCAGCUGUUAUUUCUAGUAAUUUAAGCGACCAUGUUUAGAGGCUCCCUCAUUGCUCCAGCCAGUGGUUCUAUCUGACAUCAUUUCUUCACGGCAAAAAAUUUAUCCCACUGUUUGUACUCCUCCCUCAUUGGCUUGUCAAUUUUAUUUUGUAGCUCGCGCUGUAGAACAAUUGAAACGACAAGUAUCCCUCGCGUUACGAAAUUCUGCCCUUGUGUAAAUUGUAUAUCACAAUCAGUCAUAAUUUUACAAUACUGCCUGUAAUUCUUCCCUUAGUAAAACUGUAGUAAAUCUUAAAGACUUUAAAAACUAAAAUCACGAUAUUAUUAUUUUUGUGAUGCUUUGUCAUAUACAAACUGUCCCAGGUUUCACCUAGAGUCCUCAAAUAACAAAGUUUGACGUUUUAUUGUGGAUAUUAUGAUUAGUAAUGAUACCGUGUAUGUAAAUGAGGGCAGUAUCUGAGAACUAUGAUUCUGUUAAAUUUGUUAUAUCUCAGUUCUGAUAGAGUUUUAAGAGAAUCGGGUAUUUUCAGAUUGACUGUUUUUCUUAGGAUGUAGACAGUUCCCAUGAGAAUUUCUUUGUUGUUUUGAUACCUUGGGGUUUUCUGAUAUUUGGCCAUAGUUUUGAGAGCAUCUUUUGGUAUUUUCCUCAAAGCUCCAAUGAUUACAACAGUUGUUGUUCUUAGAUGUCACAUUUUCGAGACUUCUAUUUUAAAGUCCUUAUAUUGACUUAAUUUCUCAAAUAAAUUUACAGGAGUGGCUGUAUGGUAAUUUUACAGAAUAGGCACAGGAGUGGCUGUGUAGUAAGUAGCUUGCUUACCAACCACAUGGUUCCGGGUUAAUUCCCACUGCGUGGCACCUUGGGCAAGUGUCUUCUACUAUAGCCUCAGGCCGACCAAAGCCUUGUGAGUGGAUUUGGUAGACGGAAACUGAAAGAAACCCGUCGUAUAUAUAUAUAUAUAUAUGUAGGUGUCUGUUUUUCCCCCCAACAUCACUUGAAAACCGAUGGUGGUGUGUUUAUGUCCCCGUAACUAGCGGUUCGGCAAGAGAGACCGAUAGAAUAAGUACUAGACUUACAAAGAAUAAGUUCUGGGGUCGAUUUGUUUGACUAAAGGCGGUGCUCCAGCAUGGUUGCAGUCAAAUGACUGAAACAAGUAAAAGAAAGAGAGAAAUAGAAUUGUUGCAAUCUGCUGGGAUUGACAUAUCUUUGAGCAGACAUGCUUUGUCAACAUUAUAUGUUACCACAAUGUCUGGUCUAUCGGCCUAUAUAGCACAAUCAGUUUGAAUACUAAAGUCCCAAAGAAUGGUGAUAAUCUUUAUUUUCUCUUAUUUUGGCAGGCUUAUUUCCCCAGCAAUUCUUCUCAUACGGCAUAUUAACCAGUGCAUAUACUGGCCAAAUCUCUCUUGGUGAAUAAUGUAUUCAUUUGAGGUUAACAUAGGGUAACCAGAAAUGGAGCAGUCAAUUGUUUCCCUGGUUCCACCACAGGAGUGGCAGCAGGGUCUGCACCAUUUUCAAGAAUGCUUGUUUGGUAGCUUCUUGUGGGCAGACAUUGAUCUUGAGUUGCUAUAAUGAAUCCCUCUGUUUCUAAUUUACUUCCAGAUGCAGCCUACUAUUGAUGGGCCAUAUUUGUACCCAAAUCUGGAUCGCUGCCCCUUGUUGAGUAUUUGCCAUGCAAUACUUUACUUUUCUAUGUACUUUGUAGCAUUGAGAUUUCAUUUGAUUUGACCUGUGUUUUUAUCUGUUUUGCUAUCACAGAGGGUUCAUUUGUUUUAUGUAGUCGUGACUCAGUUUGGUUGAUUCUCAAUUCCAGCACAUACUUCUAUGCUUCUGAUACUGAGUGCAUUUUUUGGAAUGUUCAUACUUGCAGACAAGUUUAAGCAUCCAGUCAUUGGUGUUCUUUGGAUUGGCACCUACCCCUAUGAUUGCUGUCUUUAGAGACAGUUGCAGCUCUAUUUGUCCACAUCCUCCACCCUGUCAGGACAUACAGUCUACCUGCAUUUACCUUUGGGUGAUGCAUGUGGUGCAUUGUGAGUAGUUUGCAUAUUUUUGUAUGGAUUUUACUGCUGGACGAUUUUAGGAUGUUAAAGUUGUAGGUACAACAGUUAUUAUGGCUGAGGUGUUGAUUGUGUCAGUCCUGUUUCUUAUUUCAGGCUCACUCUUUAGGAUGGCUCCUAAUUCUAUUGCAACAUUCUUUUCAAAUACUUUUGCACAUUUGUGAGCGUUGGAUACUAUCUCCUUCACUUACACCUAAGUAUUAUUAUUAUGGUUGUGUUGUAAGCAGCUCGUUUCCCAGUCACAUUGUUCUGGAUUCAGUCCUACUGUGUGGUAACUUCGUGAUAAUGACUGAUGUGAAGGAAUUUCAUGGUGCAAUGUUGGCUCAAGCUCACAGAAUUCACUAGGAUCAUAUGCAGUUUAGAAUUUCAAGCCAACACCUUCUUGAUUACUAGCCACCUGUGCAUGGAAGAGAUGAAGUCCCAGCUAAACAUUGUUAAAAUAAAACCAUUUACCGAAUGAAACAGCUAAAAAAAAUACUAAAAAUAAAUAAAUAAAACAGAAAAACCGAGAGAGUGGGUGAGAGAGAGAGAGAGAGAGAGAGGUAAAAAGAAAGAAAGAAAUCUGAACACAAAGAAAAGCUAACUGUGCAGUCACUGUCGAUUGUCAAAGAAAUUGGAGUUAUCUCCCAUAUUUCCAACCGAGGGAAGACUAUGUUCCGUUUGAUGUGGUAUGUCCCCAAGCAUCCAUGCAAGCUGAUCCCUCCCAUCAUGUGAACUGUAAUGUUGACAAAGUCUCUCAAGACUACUUUAUAUCCCUACCUUUGGUGCCUCUCUGUUUGCAGUGAACAACCAGUAUAAUUUCAGCAACAAUGGCUCAAAUGGAAACUGCAUUCCCAGAUGCCAAACUUCCUGUUCCAAGUUAUGUCAUGGAGAGCUCUUCAAACCAUCCAUGUCACCGCCUCAGUAUUCCUGCAGCUAGGUUAUUCUGGUGUCGUCAUUGCAUGCAGAUAUUUGAAGAUCCAAUCACUCGGUGGCGGCACAGCAAAACUUGUCUUAAUUCUUCGUCUCGCAACGUUAAGAAAGACAGAGAUGGACGCACAAUGCAAGUAUUUGUCAAUGCUGACAAUUUAUCACACCGCCAACGUGAGGAGAACAAAUUAAAAUCAGUUAGCCGUGGUGUUGGCACAGGUAAAUCUCCAAAUGCAGACUUACGGUGUCGAAUAUGCAAGAAAACUUUUCUGUCAAUUGAAGAAAUGCGUACACAUGUGCGAACUCCAUGCCGUAAACGCCCAUCUAUGGGUAUUGCUAAACACAAAUACACAGCAAGGCAUAAAGACAUGUGUGCUCCUAUUCAAAUUCCAGAUUCAACAUCUGAAAUUAUUUACAUUAAAGAUGGUCACCAAACUGUAUUCUCAUUGGAGUCUCAGUCUUCUCAGCCUGAAGGUAUAAAAACAGAACCUAUUGAACCCCAACCAUCAAAUUUUAAAGAGAAUGCAUUUCAAUAUGGUUCUUGUGGAGAAGAAAAUGUGAUUAUCAUUCCAGAUACAUUUGAUAAUACUAGCAAUCUUAACACUAUCGAACAGACUGUUGAGAUUACUGCUGUUGAAAUGGUUCCGCCUGUUGUUUCCAAAGGUGAAGAUAUUAUGAAGCAAUGUUGUAAGUGUAAAGAAAACAAAGAGAACAAUGUUCGCAAACGGAAACGUGUUAUACCAAAAGAGAUUGAAGAACGACCUAAUCUCAAGACCAAUGUCACAAGUUCUCCCAAAGGGGAUCAACAGAUCUCACCAGCACCACUGCCGUCAGUUACUGAAACACCACCCAAAGAUGUCCCCGAUGAUGUUGAAUCCUCUAUGGUGAAAAUUGCCAAGGUGAUGAAAGAUUUGGAGGACCUACUUCUUAAACAACCUACCACGGAAAAUGAAAUUGAUGAGAAGAUUGAAGAGUUUCCUUCUGAUGAUUCAAAAGGUUUGGUAACUGACAACCUUCCGAAUGAUGUCAUCACUCAGUUGUGUGAAGAUGCUCCCGAAAAAGUUGAAAUACCACCUGACAAAGAUGUUUCCUCUGAUGAAAAUACCGAAUCCUGUCUAAAAGAUCUCCUCUUCACAUCUGUCAAAAUGAAAAACCAAGUUAAGUUGUCUCCCAAGAAUGUAAAAAGCAUCAACCUGUCAGCUGUGUCCCCACAGAAAACAAGCAAUAGUAACAGCAAGUGUACCGUUCGGAACGAUCUGAACAAGUCUAGACUCUCACCUGUCCCACAAGAUAACCUUUGUUUGGACUUGUUCAUGCCCGUCAAUGCAUGCUCGGUGACACUUCCUGACCCUCUGCUUGACAUAAAGAACGGGAUGCCUGCAGAGGUAUUACUUGAUGAAACCACCAGCACAAAACCACCAGUUGCAGCUGCAUUACUUGAAAGUAUUCCAUCACGGGAUUCAGCUGAGUUGAAAGAGGAAAACAAACUGCCAUCAUAUAUUUUUGAAGGAGACUUUCUUCCAUUACAGGAGCAUUCUGAUGUUCUUUUUGAAGAAUCUACUAUUGAUGAAAAACAAAGCUCUGAAGAAAGUAUCAUUCAGCCUGUUGAAGAAGUGGCUGAAGUAAAAGACUGUUUAUCAUCCUCUGCUGUUAUGGUUGCUACUGAGAAUGAACAGCCCCUUGAAAAGGUUUAUCAGGAUAAGGCAUUGGUAUCUACCGUUUCAGAACCAUUAAUAAAAGAAUCAUCAGUUUCUGAAAUGAUCAGCUCUGAAAUACCAGUAGAGGAGAUUCAAACAAUUCCCAAUGAGGCUCAAGUUACAUCAUUUGACUCUGCUUCAGACAAAAUGACUGAAGAUGAUAUAUCUAAGGUGAAAGAACAUAAAGAGGUAGUUCAGCAGUCAGAUCUUCACCUGCAAGAUCAACAGUCAGAUCCUCAUGUGGAAGAUCAACAGCCUGAUGAUGUUCAGCUGAAAGAUCAACAGCCUGAUGAUGUUCAGCUGAAAGAUCAACAGCCUGAUGAUGUUCAGCUGAAAGAUCAACAGCCUGAUGAUGUUCAGCUGAAAGAUCAACAGCCUGAUGAUGUUCAGCUGAAAGAUCAACAGCCUGAUGAUGUUCAGCUGAAAGAUCAACAGCCUGAUGAUGUUCAGCUGAAAGAUCAACAGCCUGAUGAUGUUCAGCUGAAAGAUCAACAACCAGAACUUCAGAUGGAAGAGCCUCAAGCAAAAGAGAAUCAGGCAAAAGGGUAUCAAGUGAGAGAGCAGCCAGAAGAACAUCAAAUGGAAGAAAGUAAGGUGGAGGAAUGUAAAAUGGAAGAACAUAUGGUGGAAAAGCCAUAUAUAAAAUACCAUCAUAAAGAACUUCAUCAGAUUGAAGAGGUGGAUGAAAUACCUGACAGGGAAGAGGAAUUAGAGUUUCAAGAGGAAGAGUCAUCUCUGCAAAAAGAAGGGAAACAUUUUAGUGGGAAACAUGAAAGAGAAACAAAACUGCAAAAGUCUCCAAAGUUAUACAAGUGUAAAGCUUGCGGUAACACAUUUAAAACAGCCCCAGCACUGCAGAAACAUUCUCGUGUCCCCUGUAAAGUGAAGCAUACUCGCAGUUUGUGUCAGAAAAUUCUACGUCCAAAGCGACCAUGUGCUAAAAUUGAAAAGAAACCUGUGAAAAAGAAAGUAGUGAAACCACCUAAACGUCCAAAGCUUAUGGUUCCUAUUGUUCCUAUAACACGACCAGAAGUAGCGCGUCCAGCCACACCAAAAAGGCCACGUCGUUUCUCCAGACGCAAACGAAGAAAAUCUUCUUUUAUUGAUGAACAAAAACGUAUUCUACCUUUUGUCAAUGUACUUAUGUCAGAACUUUCUGUUAAAGAUCUCUUUUUUUACAAGUUGGGCUUAAUUAAUAACUCUUGCAAACCCACCACCUCUACACCUGAAAUAAUGUCAGAGACACUAUCAAUAUGUAAACUGGGGAAAGACAAGUCUUUGAUUGUUCGUAGAACUUCUGCUGAUCUUCCUCCAUUUGAUAACAACCUAGAAAUGACGAAUUCCUCAGUACACUCUGUUGACUCUGCAUUAAUUAGUGGUGUUUUUAAUGACUGUUCUCUUCCAGAAGGAAAAAGAAUACCUGCUGUUGAUAACAGUUAUAUGCCAGUACUUGAAUCAACGACUUCUGCAACUGUUGAAGAUUACUUUGAACUUGAAAGUCAUCAAAGCCAAGGUCAUUCAAAAAACGAUAUAGAAGUUGCAGCAGCCUCGUCUGUUGAGAUCUCUGUACCUCAAGCUAACAAAAAAACAAGUAAAAGUGAUAGUAAUUGCCAGAAUCAGCCUUCUGUGCUUUGUAAAGAAGAAAAUAUAUCAUUGAAGAAAGACAGUGAUUUAUCUUCAGUUACCUGUGAUCUUAAAGAUUCUUUCACCACAGAUGAUAAAAAUAAGACCUGCACUGACUCUGACCAGUCUGAACCAGAAUCUCUUCCUGUUUUCCAUACUUCAGAUUCAGUAAAAUUACUGAGAAAGAAACUCCAACAAGAAUGCAGCAACCCUAUUUCUAUCGUAGCUCAAGGUUCAAGGAAUCAACAUUUAUCUACAGAGGAAUUGCGCAAACCUCCAACUUUAGAUUCUUCCAGUGAUGAUGCAAAGAGUAAAACCAAAAAACAUACGGUUUUCGAAGGAGAUCAAUAUCUGACUCAAAAAUCUGAACAACAGACGACAAUAGAGAAAAUUGAUAAUUCUUCUGUUAAUGAUAGCAAAAAAAGAACUCAGACAGGAAAAGAACCUUCAAAUUCGUCUGCUGUUUCAUCAGAUAUUUCACCACUUGUCUCAAAUGAAACUAUUGCUCAGUCUAAUUCUUUAGCAAACCAGUCUCGAAAUUUUUCUUUGUCAAACUCUUUGUCUCUAUUGGUGUCUCGUCUUAAAGAUGCAACAGGCAUAACCCCUGCCACUGACAACAAUAGUGUUUUCCAUAGUAAAUCUGAUUUAGAUUCUGAAAAUAAAUCUUCAGAUGUAAAUUCUGAAAAAGAGUCUUCCACUUCACUACCUCCUUCUGACAUUGUUGAUAAAAAUGUUAGAACUGAAUGGCUUGGUGUAUGCUUGCCCAGCCAAAUGUCUCCCAACAUGCCAGCUGCUGAUUCUCCAACAAGUGACAAACACUUGGAUUCUGAACAUUUAGUUGAUAAACACAAGCCAUCAAAUGAUGUCAGUGUUUCACUAUGCAGUACUCAACCUCUUCAUAUAGAGACUUCCAACUCAUUAUCUAAGAAGCUAGAUGUUAGCCACUCUGCAAAGCAACGUCAUUUUAGCGACAUCUUUGGCAAUGAAAAAUCUUCUUUAGUUGAAAAAGAUAAUUCUAAUGAUCAACACUGUCAGAUAUCUCCAUCAAAAGAAAGAUCUAAGCGCCAUUUUACUGACUUCUUGAGUUCACUCAGUGAAAAUUCUGUCAACAAUGCACAGCAUCCAGAGCCUACUCAUUUGCCAGAAUGUACUUUAUCCGGGAGAGAUAAUAUUUCAAAGACUUGUGGAAAUUCUUCAUCAAAUCAAAUCGCCAAGAGAUCUGACACUGAUCCCUGUGUUUCCUGCCAACAUGCUGCUGAUACUGCCCAGAAUGUUAAUCAGACUUGCCAUAAUGCUAGAGCUGUUCCUGAAGAGGCUAAAAACCCUAUGGUGGAUGUAAAUAAAAGCCCUCAAAUUUCUCCUGUCAAAAAACGCACACACUGUUAUUGCGGUUCAGCUGUUACUAGUGUUAGUAUUGAACCACCCAAUGCCAUGCACAGAUCUCAAUGUCCAUGCCAUCAACAUCAGGUAUCUAAUCCAUUAGAGCCUAGCUCUGCUGAUGCUGAAUCCAUUUCAAAGGGCUGUCUUCAUACUGAUAAUGUCAGCGAUUCAGUCAUUUCUUCCUUUGAUGCUUGCGCUCAGGGUUGUCCCUUGAAAAUUCAAGACAAUACGCUUCUUCCUGAUAACACUCGUGCAGCUGCUCAUGUCUUAUCUCUCAGACAUCGGGUGUCAGACUUUGUUUCUAUACCUUCUAGUUCUGUGCAUAUGAACAUGGCCUGGUCCACUAAUGUGUGUCGAGCUGCCUUGUCUGUAGACUCUUCAGGAGAUCCUUGUGCAUUUCCCAAACAAACUACUUUAUGUGUCCCUUUGAAUUCGUCUACAAAAACCGGUGGUGGGACAGAAUCUCCUUUGCAGAAUUCUUCGUUGCAACAUCAUCAUUUUCGUCAUCAUCAUCAUCACCACUCAUGUACACCCACUACUUCUCCUACCUCUUCCACAUCAUCUUCAUCAACAUCAACAUCAUCAUCAUCAUCGUUGUCUAGCUGUGUAACAUCUGUAUCAUCAUCUACUGCUACUAUUUGUAGCACUACUACUACUUCUUCUAGCACUGCUACUAGUAGUAAAGAUGUCCAUAAACCAAAUAUUACUUUAAACGCGGAUUCCAUUACAGAGGUCCCUGAUAAAAAGUUAACACCAACAUUGUGUGUUGCUGCAAGGAACAGUACUGGACACAGCAACGACUGCUGCUCCACUGCUACUAAUGCACUUACAAUAGUUGUAGAGAAUACUGAUAGCAGUACCACUGCUUCCAACACCAACGAUGUUGCAGUAACUGCGUCUUGUUCUGAAUCUUCAUCUAGUGACACACAAACUAAAUGUAACUGUUCAGGGAAGUUUUGCCUUCCGAGGCAGAAAUUAAAAGGCGCCCUCUGUUUGGGUAACAACGAAGACAAACUGUCAGUGUUUUGUAAUUGUACUAGUAAUAAUAGUAGCAGUAGUAUUAACAAUAAUAAUAAUAAUAAUAACUUACAUCAACAUCACCUACACCAUCAUCACAAUCACCAUCAUAACUGCAAUAGUAACACAGCUAGUAGCUUUUUAAAUGCAAAGGGGCCACUAAUUCCUGAGUCUGUGGCGUGUCUCUGUAGUAAAAGGUUAGAGACUCGGUCAGCUGUUCUUAAAGGAGAAUCAAAUGUAAUGUCCUGUAAAAAUCCAUUCCAAUCUCGAGUUAUACCAUCUUCAGUUAUCUGUGUUAAGCGAUCCCUUAAUCCAAGAAUAUCAGUCGCUACACAGACUGAAUCCAGCUUCUUGAAGGAAGUUAAGGUUGUUCCGGCUGUCUCAUCGACAAGUGAAACAACAAAGACUUGUGAUAGUAUCAAGGUAACUACUGACCCCAGCCGUUCCUCUUCCCUUCAGACUUGUCCAAAGCAAAUUCCUGAACCAUCCUCUUUGGAGCAGCAGCUGACUUCUGAAGAAGUUGUCCAAGAAGAGAUUCUCCUUGAUGCAAAUACACUUCCUGUUGUGGGAGAGACAUUGAUAAAUAAUCAACUUCCUGCAACUGGGAGCGAAGAAAUCCAAUACGACACUGAACGUAAAGACAGUCCAGUUUCAAAUUCAUUAAUAUGCGCGUCUGACUCGACUCAGCUUACUUGCUCAGGCAAGGCUUCAAACAGUGUGGGUAGUUCUCCCACUAACAUCUCUACUUCCAUUGGGGCCACUGAAUUAAUGGCAGUAAGUAGCGUUGGUUCCGAGUCCAAUGUGUAUGUUCAGUAUGUCGGCGAGUUUGAUCCCUCACUGCUGCCUGAGGAAGUUACAUUUGUGAUCAUACAAGGCGAUUCAGGGGAAGGUGUGCCAGUGGCUGAUGGGCAGAGCUUAAUUAUUGAAGGGUCUGGAUUCGAAGAACCCACUGAUGGCACGUCUGUUCCUCUGCAAGCUAACAUACCAGUUGCUUAUGCUCUGCAGCAGCGAGAGGAUAUUGCAGGAGAUUCUGAAUGUAUUGUAUCAGAAAUGUAGCUAGCUCCAUUAAGGAUUAUCUAGCAAAAUCAAGGUAAAAAGAAAAAAAGAAAAAAAAAAGAAAAUGAAAUGUCUCUCACUGUCUCCCAUCUCCCAUAAAAAAUGGCAAUCAUUACAUUCUUUUCUGCUAAUUUUUAAUAAAUUGAAAUUUUUAAAAAUUUA